UCUGCGCCUUCCGGAAGCUUCUUCCAGACUGUGCCCAGUUCCAACAGGUGCUUUCUUCACCUGGAUACUGCUCAGGUCCUCCUCUGAUUCAAGUGAUCUGCCUGCAGAUCAUCUUUAGCCCUAGCUAAAGAUUCCUCCUCCAGGACUCUGUGCCCAGGGCCGCCUGGCAUCUGGGGGUCUCCUUGGAGGCAGAGCUCUUCUGGCAGAGGCCAAAGCUCACCAGUUCUUCCAGCCCCUCCAUGAGUGCAGCAAACAACACCACUGUGGGGCCCUCGGAGUUCCCCACAGCAUCAGCCAUGUCCCCUGGACCAAUCACUGGGACCCGGGCAUGGCCUGUGCUGGUAGGGGUUGUGCUGGGGGCUGUGGUGCUCUCUCUCCUCAUUGCACUUGCUGCCAAAUGCCACCUCUGCCGCAAAUAUUAUGCCAGCUACCAGCACCGCCCACUGCCCAGGCCAGGGAAGGGCUUCCGCCAGGAGAUGGGAGAUGAUGAUGACGAUGGCUUCAUUGAGGACAAUUACAUUCAGCCUGGCGGGCUGGGGACAGGGAGUAGCAGGGACCACUUCUCCCUCUGAGCCCUGAUCUUUGGACACCCCCGGCCCCCAGUGCCUGACAGCUAAGGAUAGUGGAUUCUACAUGGGAACCACGAGCCUCAGGGACAGAGGUGGCUAGGAUUUAAGGGAUGACCAAGGCUAGAGCGAUUCUCCCCUGAUACUAGCCACCCAAGUGACAAUGACCCUCCUGCUCAGCGACUCUCAAUGGCUGCCUGCUGUUCCCAGGGUGAAGCCUACCUAGGGCCUGACUAUGGAGAUCAGGCCUGUCAGUCUCUUAAGUUUCUUUUCUUGCCUUUCCCUUCUUUACUCCCCACUUAAUUAUUUGUUAUUCCUUCCCCUCCCACCAAUCUGUUUCUUCAUGCACAGACACUCCCAUACUCCCUCCCUCCGCUUCUUCCUCCCCACUUCCUGGUUCCGUAUCCUCUGUGACAGCGAUGAGAAACCUUCUUCCUACCUGCUGUCUUUGCAGAGGCACCCAGGUGAUCAUAUUUUAGGAGAAAACCAGCAUGCCCCGUUUCUUAUUGAAAUGUUUUCCUAUCAAUGAAGUAGAUACCUAAAUGGUUGUGUUUUUCAUAGGUCUUAAUA
Molecule: messenger RNA, 1136 nt
Organism: Talpa occidentalis (Iberian mole)
Lineage: Eukaryota; Metazoa; Chordata; Mammalia; Eulipotyphla; Talpidae
Gene: CUNH1orf210
Product: chromosome unknown C1orf210 homolog
Exons: 4
Coding region: 240-572 (110 amino acids)
Source: RefSeq, a predicted model, not a curated record